This is a messenger RNA of Phytophthora nicotianae INRA-310, 1464 nucleotides long. RefSeq lists its product as hypothetical. The coding region runs from base 27 to 1334 and encodes 435 amino acids. Gene Ontology annotation, biological process: magnesium ion transport. The record is from RefSeq and is a predicted model, not a curated record. The transcript is spliced from 4 exons. Gene Ontology annotation, molecular function: magnesium ion transmembrane transporter activity. Gene Ontology annotation, cellular component: membrane. Lineage: Eukaryota; Oomycota; Peronosporomycetes; Peronosporales; Peronosporaceae.
GUCAUUCCUAACAGUCAGUAUCGGCGAUGCAGACGUGGGAGGCCUUCGGCGCUGGCUUGGCUGUGGUGGCCUCGAUCGUGUCCAAUCUGGGCGUGAACAUCCAGAAGUAUUCACACUCGAACGAGGCCGCCCGACCCGUGCGCGAACGACGACCUUACAUCCGCCGCCCCGUGUGGUGGGUCGGCUUCGCACUCGUUGUGCUCGGUAGCGUCGGUGACUUCGCGGCCUUUGGCUUUGCGACACAAUCGCUUGUGGCGGCAUUGGGCGGCGGCGCAACUCUCGUCGCCAAUGUUGUCACUGCCCAGUGUCUAAACGGGGAGAGACUCUACAAGACGGAUGUGGGUGGCGUAUUAUUCGUGAUUAUGGGCGUGGUGAUGAUUGCAUGCAUUGCCGAGCCGAAUGUCGAGUACCCACUGCCAGAGCUCGAGCUGAGAUUUGUCCGAACGCCCUUCGUGGUGUACAUCACUUGUGUUGGGGUUUGCACCGUUAGCAUGCUAGCCACCAUCAAAGGCUCAGUUGCCAACCGACUGAAAAACCAAGUGUACUGGUCCAACAAGCGACAGAAGAAGCUCAUGAAGGAAUUUGAGCUUCGGGUUGAGAGACUUGAACAAAGACUUCUGGAUAUGGAAGUAAAACUUCUGCAAGUCACCACUUCGCCUGCUCCGUUACCUACGGGGCUCGUGAAUCCUCCUGCAAUGAGCAGAGAACUACGGGAAUUGAUUGAUUCGACAAAUGCUGAAGACGCUGCAGCUGACGACGAGGCUGCGGCUCGGGAGUCUCGUGUGCCAUACUACUACGCUAUCUGCUCCGGCAUUGUGGGAGCCAUGACGGUGCUGCUGGCCAAGUGUUCGGCUAUUAUGAUUGCUCUUACACUCAAGGGUGAGAACCAGUUCAAGUACGGUCUUACCUACAUUUUCCUGGGCGGAAUGUUUGUCUGCAUCCUUGUGCAAACUCAUUUCCUCAACAUGGCUACGGCUUUGGGGGAUAUCAUGACUGUGUUCCCCAUUUUUCAAGCCUGUUGGAUCACGUUCAGUGUUGUUGGAGGCGCGAUUUUCUAUCAGAACGACGACGAACCAUUUCCGACAACCGACAAAGUAUUUUACCCAUUGGCGUUGCUUUCGAUCACUGUUGGCGUUGGGCUGCUGGUGCAACAUAAUUCCUCGGCGGAAUAUAAAGCAAAUGGAGGCAAACCGGGGGCUAAAACACGAUCAGGAAUGAGUGCUACCAGCGACGAGGAUGACGAGAUUUUGCUGGACGCGGAUGCGUCCAUGAGCUCGCCUCUGCUUCCAGCGGGCUCACGGGAAGAUGAGGGAUACUUGCACCUCAGCCCCUAGGUACAUGACGUUGGUUUAUAAAAGUGAAAGUCAAUCAAAAAGUCUAUUGAAGUGCAGCCAAUACAUCUCGACAUUGCAUGCUUGGUAUAGCCUUUGUGUGCUCCACUCAAUACACGACAAGUGCAGGCCA